CCCCAGGGGAGCGACCGGCGGCGGAGCCGCAGCUUCACCCGGAGGAGGCGGUGGCGGGACGCGAGCCCUGAGGCGGCCGAGCCGCUUCCUCCUCCUCCCUCCUCCUCCUCCUCUUCCUCCCCCCCAAGAUGGCGGCGGACCCCGCGGAUCAGUUCUGCGUGGCCGAGGAGCGCAGCGGCCACUGCGCCGUGGUGGACGGCAACUUUCUCUACGUGUGGGGAGGAUACGUGUCCAUUGAAGAAAAUGAAGUUUAUCUGCCCAGUGAUGAGCUCUGGAUCUAUGACAUGGACAGCGGGCUCUGGACAAUGCACCUGAUGGAAGGGGAGUUACCCACCUCCAUGUCAGGCAGCUGUGGGGCCAGUAUCAAUGGCAAGCUGUACAUUUUUGGGGGAUUUGAUGACAGAGGAUACAGCAAUAGGCUCUAUUAUGUCAAUUUGAGAACAAAAACCGGAACCUACAGGUGGAAAAAAAUCACAAAUUUUAAAGGUCAACCUCCCACACCUCGGGACAAACUCUCCUGCUGGGUGUACAAAAACAGGCUGAUUUAUUUUGGAGGUUAUGGCUGCAGGAGGCACAACGAGCUCAGUGACUGCUUCGAUGUCCACGAUGCCUUUUGGGAAGGACAGAUAUUCUGGGGAUGGCACAAUGAUGUUCAUGUUUUUGAUACAACCACACAGACUUGGUCUCAGCCAACAAUUCGAGGUGGAGAUCCACCUCAGCCUCGAGCAGCUCACACAUGUGCUGUGCUGGGAAACAAAGGUUACAUCUUUGGAGGACGAGUGCUGUUCACCAUAAUACAAAUCUUCCCAGGGAAAAGGCUCUGCAAGGAACCAGAAAGGGCCAGGAAGUGUCAUGAGGCUUCUCCUAUUCAUCUUUCUGGGAGGAAAGGGCACCUUUUUCCAAACUUGGAGCUAGAACUGGUAAAAGAAGAUGAUGAUGAUGAUGGUGAUGAUGAUGAUGAGAAUCAGUUGUACCAGGAAUCAUUUGAAAACAGGCUCAGAAGUGUUAUGUGGACUCAGUUCCUUCAGCAAACCAGAAUGAAUGAUUUGCACUGCCUGAAUUUAGACACUUGGACUUGGUCUGGAAGGAUUAACAUCAGUGGAGAGAAGCCCAGGGACCGCUCCUGGCACACGCUGACCCCCAUAGGGGAGGACAGGCUUUUCCUUUUUGGGGGGCUAAGCUCUGACAAUGUUCCUCUGAGUGAUGGUUGGAUCCACAGCAUUGCAACAAAUGGAUGGAAGCAGCUCACCCAUCUGCCCAAGAGCAGGCCCAGGUUGUGGCACACAGCCUGCCUGGGGCAGGAGGGAGAAGUGAUGGUGUUUGGGGGCAGCAAGGAUGAUCUGCUCUUCAUGGACACGGGUCACUGCAGUGACUUGUUGAUAUUUCAGACUCAGCCUUAUUCCCUGCUCAGGCUUUGUCUGGACUGCAUUGGGAAGAACGCAGCUCUCUUGGAGAAGCAAAUUCCCUGUUUGCCACCCAAACUUGUGCAGGAAGUGCUGAAAAAAAUCACAUUUUGGGCAGCCAUGACCCACAGGCAGGAGAGGAAAGCUGAGACUGAGAGACAAAGCCAGCUGCAGAGCACAUGAGGCAGGGCAGGCAGCUGUGGGACACCUCCAGGGCUUGUCCAGAGCUCUGCUGGAUUCCUGAGGGAACUUUGACAACAAAUCCUUUUCUUGGGAACCUCUCGUUUCCGGUGUUAUGGAAAACUGAUCCAACUUCAUUUCUAAAUAAUUGUUCACCUCUGCCCUCGUGGUUUUGGCCACACAGCCCUCACAAGCUUUUGUUCUUUUGGAAGGGGACAUUUUGUUCUUUUGGAAGGAUCCAUUUCAGCUGGAUAAAAUAUGGUUGGAAUUUAAAAACCCUCCUUGGCCUUACCCCCAAAAAGAUAAAUUCACCUCGGUGUCUUGGGGAUGUUCACACUUUUUCAAUCUUAAAGGUAACAAAUUUACCACCCCCAGGUGUUGGUUCCACCAGGCUCUGACCAAAAUCCAACCCUGGAGCCUCACACCUCACACUCCAAAUAGGAAAAUCCAUCUGGGAAUUGUGGAACUUGGAAGAAAAAGCUGCAACACCACCUGGUCUCUAUCAGAAAACUUCAGUUCAUCACCUGGUUUUACUGUUUCUGUCAUCAGGAAAUCCUUUUGGAAAUAAGUUGUAUAUUGUAUUUUGGAUGUGCAAAGUUUAUAUUUCAUUCUUGUUAAAAAAACAACAACAACAAAGUUGUUUAUUUAUUGUUUAAAAAAAAAAGCAAAUGUAGUACUGGUUAUUUUUCUGUUUCAAAUAUUUACUUAACAGGAGCACAGUCAUUAAAAUUUUAUAGAGAGUUGAAGCAA
Molecule: messenger RNA, 2333 nt
Organism: Melospiza melodia melodia
Lineage: Eukaryota; Metazoa; Chordata; Aves; Passeriformes; Passerellidae
Gene: KLHDC1
Product: kelch domain containing 1
Exons: 14
Coding region: 129-1586 (485 amino acids)
Molecular function (GO): protein binding
Source: RefSeq, a predicted model, not a curated record